Suillus plorans is the source of this 1039-nucleotide messenger RNA. RefSeq lists its product as uncharacterized. NCBI's taxonomy places the organism in Eukaryota, Fungi, Basidiomycota, Agaricomycetes, Boletales, Suillaceae. The record is from RefSeq and is a predicted model, not a curated record. The transcript has 11 exons. Bases 1 to 813 code for a protein of 270 amino acids.
AUGUUGAUAGCGUCUCGUUCUAACACGGAUAGCGGUUUCGCAGUUGCCUCAUCUACCGCACUGAUAUACGAUUGGGUGCUGACGUUCGGAGAAGAGGUUGAACUGAUCUGGAGACAACGCUGGUCCUUGAUGACUCUUCUGUAUCUCAUUAUACGCUACGUUGGAAUACCAUAUUAUAUCAUCAAUAGUAUGAUGGGAUCUUCGGUGACAGAUGCAGGAUCCAGAAAGAUGCUUAUCUUUCUCACUAUAAUCUUCUUGGUUGUCAACAUUACCUGCGGAGUGAUUGCGGCAAUGGUUCUCAGGCACAUGUCAGGGGAGGAGCUCAUUCUCUCCGGCACACAUGCAUGUGCUUAUAUCUAUACAGCAGACGACCUACUCCUGAUCUCCGUAACUUGGCUACUCGCCGCUAUAUGGGAGGUUCUUGCACUCUGCCUUUCGGUUUGGGUUGCUGUGAAACACUUCCGUGAGCUGCGACGACUCGGCCCAUCGACAGGAUCGAUCAUCAGGGACUGUUUCAGAGUGUUAUUAGAAUCACAUUUGGUUUACUUUGCAAGCUUCACCGUUGUAUGUUGCUCCGCCUUCGGUACUCAGCUCUCUCCAAAGGUCUCGGACCUAGAUUCUGCGGGAGUUCAGAUUUCUAACGCUGUUUUUGAGAUUUUCUCGUACAUACAAAUGUUUGUGCUGGGACCACGCCUUAUCCUUAGCGUGCGAAUGUAUCAUGCCGACCUCGUGGCCAACUCCGAUGCAGCAGCUAGCAUAACCUCAAUUGCUUUUCAGGAUACUAUACAUGUGCCAACUUUCAGUAGUGUGUAGCAGGGGAAUGCCUGUCAGGUAAUCUGCAGGUAUCAGGAAAAAUUGUUUGAGGUUUCGUCAUGAUACUUCGAAUAGUUCUGCGUUCCGGCUUUGAAGAGAAAUGCUAUUUUCUUUUUGUAUCACUACUUGAGUAGCAACUACACCCAAGCUUGCACCGAGUGACGCGCUGAGAUCAUCCUGAAUGUCUCUAUUGUUGGCAAUAAUAGUCUGAUUACGAGAAAGGAUU